GCAUUCAGAACUGUACAAAGAGAUCUACUCUCUCCCCCAUGCAGCUUCAGCCAUCACAAUGCUCAGAGAGGAUAGAGAGUAGGCAAAUGGUUCAUACACUUUGAGUAUAAGAUUAAAUCUUAAUCAUAUCUUUAGCUAUAAAAACGUAUCAUUCCAAUGGGAUAUGUCGCGCUUUUGGAAUACGGAUUUUUGCUUUAUGGGCUCCGUUCUUUGUGGAUAUUGUGUUUUUUGUUAAUCCAGGGAUGACAAAGAGGAAGGAAUAUCGAGACUGGAGAUGGCAGGCGCUUUGGUGGCAUCAUUUCUUCCUCUUGUGGACUACAGUAAACGCACAGACUCGUUACAGUAUCCAAGAGGAGCUAAAACAGGGCUCUGUGGUAGGAAAUCUUGCCAAAGAUCUGGGUUUGGGACUUUCGGACAUUUAUGACCGUAAAUUGCGCGUUGCUUCUGAGGCUGGAAAGCAGUAUUUCAGUGUGGAUGCGGGGAAGGGCGAGCUCGUGGUGAAUGACAGAAUAGACAGAGAGGCUUUAUGCGGACAAAGCGCCAGCUGUGUUUUGCCUUUGCAGGUGGUCAUUGAAGAUCCGUUACAGUUACAUCGAAUUGAGGUGGAAAUACAAGAUAUUAAUGACAAUUCUCCACGUUUUCUAUCAAAUGAAUUGUCUUUGAACAUAGCCGAGUCAGCAGCAGUGGGUACACGCUUCCCUUUAGAGAGCGCAUCUGACCCAGACGUUGGAAGCAAUUCCCUUAAAUCAUACACACUCAGUAAAAAUGAAUGUUGUUCCCUUAGAAUAAAAGAAAUCGAGGGUGGGAAAACCGUCCCGGAACUUGUAUUAGAAAAGCCUCUAGAUCGAGAGAAAAAAUCAGUCCACAAAAUAUUACUAACAGCAUUAGAUGGGGGGAAUCCAGUAAGAUCCGGAACCACACAAAUAACCAUAAGCGUUCUUGACAAUAAUGACAAUUUUCCGGUUUUUGAAAAGAAUCUCUAUAAAGUGUCCCUGGGUGAAAAAAGUGUACAAGGAACUGUUGUUAUUCAACCCAAAGCGUCAGAUGCAGAUGAAGGUUUAAAUGGCCAAAUUACAUUCUCGUUUGGCUCUCGGACGCCAGACUCGGUGUUGUCGGUCUUUGAUAUUAACCCUUCAACCGGUGAAAUCAUUCUGAAAGGGGAGUUAGAUUAUGAAACUGCCAAGUCAUAUGACAUUGAUGUGACUGCAAAAGAUAAAGGUAGUCCUCAGAUGGAGGGUCACUGCCGCGUGCAGGUUGAUAUUACUGAUUUCAAUGAUAAUGCUCCCGAAAUAGUUUUCACUUCUCAGCCCAAGCCAUUGCGUGAAGACGCACCAAGUGGGACAGUUGUGGCUUUGAUUAGUGCGCGAGACCUUGACUCUGCUGAUAACGGUAAAGUAACGUUGCAAAUUACCAAGGGCCCUCCCUUUGCUUUGAAACCUUCGUAUUCUAAUAAUUAUGCGCUGGUUACCAGUGGGACCUUAGACAGAGAACGAUUUUCAGAAUAUAAUAUUGAAAUUACAGCCACUGAUUCAGGCUCUCCUGCCUUGACCAGUAAAAAAAAUAUACCUGUUAUUAUCACUGAUGUUAAUGAUAACCCUCCUGUAUUCACUCAACGAAAUUAUAAUGUGUAUUUAAAAGAGAAUGGAGUCCUGGGAGGAGACAUGCUGUCUCAGAGUCAGUCCUUCAGGUCCUGUAUGUCUCCAAUGUCAGAGUACAGCGAUUUCACUCUGAUUAAACCCAGCAGCACCACAGACUUUAAGGAGGUGAUUAGUGUCCUGGAUGCUUCUUUACCUGACAGCACCUGGACCUUUGAGAGCCAGCAGGGGAAAAUCCGGUUUGGAAACCACGCCCCCAUGCGGGCGCAAAUAGCAUUGCGUUAUAUGACAUAA
Pundamilia nyererei is the source of this 1889-nucleotide messenger RNA. RefSeq names its product protocadherin gamma-C4-like. NCBI's taxonomy places the organism in Eukaryota, Metazoa, Chordata, Actinopteri, Cichliformes, Cichlidae. Gene Ontology annotation, molecular function: calcium ion binding. The transcript has 3 exons. Bases 243 to 1889 code for a protein of 548 amino acids. Gene Ontology annotation, cellular component: plasma membrane. The record is from RefSeq and is a predicted model, not a curated record. Gene Ontology annotation, biological process: homophilic cell-cell adhesion.